AGAGAGAGAGAGAGGGGGGUUCUUCGUUGUUUCUGUAUAAUAGGUUGCUGCAGUAAAGUUUUUGGAGAAAUUAGAAGGAGAUGUCGACUCUAAAUGUUCCUCCUAUGCCUCCUCCGCCCCGAGAUGACGCCAUUAAACUUAAAGCUGCUUUCAAGGGAUUUGGCUGUGACACUGCGGCAGUUAUCAAUAUUCUCUCCCAUCGUGAUGCAAUGCAGCGAUCUUACAUCCAACAAGAGUAUAGAAUAAUGUAUUCUGAUGACUUGAUGAAACGGCUGUCUUCAGAGCUUAGUGGUGAUGUCAAGAAAGCAGUUUCACUUUGGAUGCAUCAUCCAGCGGGGCGUGAUGCAGUUAUACUGAGGCAGUCAUUUACGGGGAACAUUGAUCUGGACGCUGUGACUGAAAUAAUAUGUUCUCGUACCCCUUCUAUGAUACAACAAUUUAAACAGGCUUACCAUGCAAUGUUUGGUGGGUACCUUGAGCAUGAUAUUGAAAAUCACGCCUCAGGUGAUCACAAAAAGAUGCUGCUUGCAUACGUAACUAAGCCACGUUAUGAAGGUCCAGAGGUUGAUCAGACCUUUACGGAGAAGGAUGCCAAGGCUUUAUAUAAAGCUGGAGAGAAGAAAUUUGGAACUGAUGAGAAAACAUUCAUUCAAAUUUUCAGUGAACGGAGCAGAGCACAGUUGGCUGCUAUUAAUUCUGCUUACCAUAGCAUGUAUGGGAAGUCACUGAAAAAGGCAAUAAAGAGCGAAACAUCAGGAAAAUUUGAGUAUGCUCUUUUGACAAUCCUACAAUGUGCUGAAAAUCCUGCAAAGUAUUUUACAAAGGUGCUACAUAAAGCAAUGAAAGGCAUGGGAACUGAUGAAAGGACACUAACAAGGGUAGUUGUCACAAGGACUGAGAUUGAUAUGCAGUAUAUAAAGGCCGAGUACCAGAAGAAAUACAAGAAGACAUUGGCUGAUGCAAUUCACUCGGAGAUUUCGGGUCAUUACAGAGCCUUUCUUCUUAAUCUUUUGGGUCCCAAUGCUUAGUAAAACAUUGUAGAGUAAAGAUUAUAGAGCAUCCUGGGAAUUUGUGCACAUCUAUGUGGAAAUAACAUGUUGUAUAUUGGGAGUGUCAUGCAUUAGUCUUUGGUCAUGCUGAAUUAUCAUUUCUUAUUUUAUCUUAACUACUUGACUUGCUUGACAACUAUGUAAUAAUCUUUUGUAUGUGUAGUGUUUGUAAUCAUCUCUUGUAUGUAUGAUGAUGAAACUAAACUUCAAUAUAUUGUUGUAAAUUCUGUCCGCAUUUAUCUGUGUGAUGGUUUGUUAUUUGAAUUCUGAUGAGUCUUUAGUGAUGCAACAGA
Molecule: messenger RNA, 1342 nt
Organism: Telopea speciosissima
Lineage: Eukaryota; Viridiplantae; Streptophyta; Magnoliopsida; Proteales; Proteaceae
Product: annexin D5
Exons: 7
Coding region: 81-1028 (315 amino acids)
Cellular component (GO): cytoplasm
Molecular function (GO): calcium-dependent phospholipid binding; calcium ion binding
Source: RefSeq, a predicted model, not a curated record